Rhineura floridana is the source of this 1614-nucleotide messenger RNA. RefSeq lists its product as uncharacterized. The record is from RefSeq and is a predicted model, not a curated record. The transcript is spliced from 2 exons. Lineage: Eukaryota; Metazoa; Chordata; Lepidosauria; Squamata; Rhineuridae. The coding region runs from base 255 to 1571 and encodes 438 amino acids.
CUCUUUGUGUUGCGCUCUCAGGCAACAGGAACAGGAAGCUCCACUUCCUUAACCAUGAUCCUUUGCGGGUUAUUUUCCCCUUUCUUUGUUUCCCGCACACGCUGUAUUCAGGAAGCACCCCUUCCCUGAUCCACGACCCCUUGCGGUGCAACUUCCUUUUUUUCCGGUUUGAAAGCAUCGCCAUUUUCUUUCCCUUUCCCCCCCCCCUUUUUUCCCCUUUCUUUCUUGGUGUCGUGCUUUCCUGAACUUCUGUGAUGGAACAGAGCACUUUAGCUCUGCUGGUCGCCCAAAUCCAGGUCCUUAAUGCUGUUUUGGAACUGAUGAUAAAACAGAGGAGACUGCUCUUGCAAACCCUGAGAAGAAGAAAGCAGAGGCGUUCCCUCCAGCUUAAACUAAUUGCGCAGCUGCGAAGGCGAAUGCUGCAUGGGGUGCGAGGGGGGCACACGACAAUCGUGACUAGCCUGGCAGCCUCUUCUUACUUCCACAGCAUACGCAGGGACCGCAACCUUUGGGUUAAGCAGCGCACAGCGCGGUGGUGGGAGGAUGAAGUUCUCCUGCAAUGGGAUGAGCCUACUUGGAAGGAGAAGUUCCGGAUGAGCAAGGCAACUUUGUUCCACGUUGCUGAACAGCUGAAGCCGCACCUUGAACGUCAGGAUACGGUUUUUCGCGAGGCUAUCCCCUUGGAGAAGCGAGUGGCCAUCGCGGUGUGGUGGCUGUCCAACGCUGAAUCUUACCGCCAAGUAGCCACCCUCUUCAACGUCGGACGUUCUACUGCUGGGGAGAUAGUGAGAGAGGUUUGUCUUGCAAUAGAGCACUACCUGCUCGCCCGUGUAGUGACCCUUGGGAGUUACCACAAGAUUAUGGAUGGAUUUGAAAAAAUGGGUUUCCCCCAUUGCAUUGCUGCAGUGGGCAGUUGUCACAUACCAAUAAUCGCUCCGAUGGGGCAGGCAGCAGAUUACAUAAACCACAAGGGUUUUUUUUCUAUACAUCUUCAGGGCGCUACAGAUCACACUGGUCGGUUCAUUGAUGUGGAGAUAGGAUGGAGUGGAAAGACCCAUGAUGCCUUUGUGUUCAUGAACUCUGCCCUUUGCAAAGCAAUGGAUGCUGGUGUUUUUGUUCCAGGGAACCCCACCAUCACCCUCAAUGGUGUUCAAAUACCGCCACUGGUGUUAGCAGAUGCUGCCUAUCCCAUGCGCACAUGGCUCAUGAAGCCCUAUAGUGAUCAUCUGGAUGAACGGAAGAUGAAUUACAACAUUGUUUUCAAUAGGUGUCAUAAUGUAAUUGAAAGAGCUUUCGACAGAUUAAAAAAAAGGUGGAGAAGAAUUUCUGAACGAGUUCCUGUGGCAGAGGAGAACUUGGUGUCUGUUGUGUCUGCAUGUGUUGUUCUGCACAACGUAUGUGAAUCUAGGGGUGAUUUUGUGGAGGACAUAAUGGAGAUGAGGGAGCAGGUUACAGUGCCCCCAUUUAGUGAUAAUGAGCAGUCUGGUGAGCAAAAUGCAGCCCAGGAAGAAGUGCGCAGAUCAGUUUCUUUGUAUUUACAACAGAGAACAUGUGUUAUCAAUAAGUAUUGAUAAGUAUAUAUAUUUUUUCAAGAAAUAAAGCAAGAUAAUAUCA